Molecule: messenger RNA, 5458 nt
Organism: Vespa velutina
Lineage: Eukaryota; Metazoa; Arthropoda; Insecta; Hymenoptera; Vespidae
Gene: Hen1
Product: protein PFC0760c-like
Exons: 6
Coding region: 1270-4335 (1021 amino acids)
Biological process (GO): siRNA processing; piRNA processing; RNA methylation
Cellular component (GO): cytoplasm; nucleus
Molecular function (GO): O-methyltransferase activity; RNA methyltransferase activity
Source: RefSeq, a predicted model, not a curated record
UAUUAUAAAAAUGAACGAGUGUACUAUAGAUAUCCUAAUUCGUAUCGACUCCAAGAUUUCGCAAUUUUUCACUAAUCAUACAUAACGGAUACAUAACAUCACGUCUUUCCACUUACGUUUCUAAAUAUCAAAUUGAAAAUAUAUCCUUUGUGAUGAAUUUUAUUCUCUACAUUAAUAAGUAGCCUUACCGAUCUUUGUAAAAUUCACAAUUACUGCGUUUUAUAGAUUUACAAAAUUAUUUAUGCUUAAUUCGAAUGAUUAUAUACUCAGUAAUUUUAUCACUUCUGUGACAUGUAUGUAUUCAAUGCAAUUAUUUAAACGCAUUAUACAACUCUGCAUUUCCUUGGCUUCUCCAAUAUCUUGGAGAAUCUUUAUAAAAAUACCAUGCCAUUUCUAUCCGAAUGACGUGCGGAUAUUAAAGUUGCUUUAAAAUCUUUUCUAUUUUCUCAUAAUACGACUGAAAAUGAUUAAUAAAAGAUCUUACGUCAUUUUACUGAAAAUUAUAUAUGACGCUUCAAACUUAUCAUGAUAUCUCGUUUACGUUAUCAUAGGUUAUAUAUGUAUUUCACAAAAUAAGGGUACAAAACUUCUGACAAUCUGCACUUUAACGAAAAUAUAUUGUUAUAUCUCACACAUUUGUCUGUACAUAAUUGCGAAUCUAUUAUUAAUUUAACAUAUUAAUAUAACUUUCGAUGCUAUGUAUAUAAGCAUAUUGUUUUUUUUAAUAGUAUAAAUUUGCGCUUUAUGUUCCUCUUGGCUAACCGCUAGCCCUAUUCUCAAGAAUACAAUCGCACUCACACAUCUGUACCGUCAUUAUUGAUAUUUUAUGUUGAUGUUAUUAAAGAUAGAUGUAAAGAAAUUUACUAAUAAUAAUAAUAAUAAUAAUAAUAAUAAUAAUAAUAAUAAUAAUGAAGAAUUAAACAGAAUUUGGAAAAUUAGACCAAUUUAAUAGGUUACCUCAGCUUGGUUAUUGAACUGCGUCUGCAAUGGAGGCAUUAACAAUAAGCAUUAAAACAUAUUGACAUUGAUUGGGUAUCGAAUAAUCGAGCUCGAUUGGAGUAUACGUUCGGCCAAUCAGUGACGAUCGUGUGCGGUCGAUUGUCGCGCUACCUAUGUAGAUAUGUGUUUCGCACGCAUCAGAUAGAUGGCGCUUGCGAGCCCGCCACUAAAGUACCGUUGUAAUAAAAUGGCUGUCGUUCAUUCAAACAAUACGAUUAAAUUUCUCCGUUGAUAUUCGUGAACAUCCUAACUGUGUAUCUUUAAUUAACUAUGUUUUUAGUUUUAUUUCAUGUAUUUUAUCUUUUUGGGAAGUAUGUAUAUGAUAGUUAUUGUAGGAAAGAAAAGAAAAAUAUGAAAACAUUGCGUACUGUAUCGGAUGAAAUCUAUAACAUGAUAGAUCCCGAUACACUUCGGGAUUACGACGAAAACGAGAAAAUAAAGUUUUCUCCGCCAGCUUACAUCCAAAGAUAUAAUACAGUGAUCGAUAUACUUUGCAGUGAUAAAUACAAUGGCAAGAUACGAAAGAUUGUAGAUUUUGGCUGUGCAAAUCUUAACUUUUUGGUUCACCUAAAACAUAUCUCCGAUGUAGAAGAAAUAUUAUGCGUAGACAUUGAUAGAAGUGUUCUCGAAAAUAACAAAGGCAAAGCCAAGCCAUUAAUUUGUGAUUAUAUACAUUUUCGAAAAGGUCCACUUCAGAUACAUGUUUACGAAGGUAGCGUUACAAGUAAUGACAAAAAACUGGAGAAAGCCGAUGCAGUGAUCUGCAUAGAAUUGAUUGAACACUUGUAUCCGGACGCAUUAACGGAUUUUCCGUUUAACAUCUUUGGUUAUAUCAAACCAAAAGUAGCCAUUGUAACAACGCCAAAUGCAGACUUUAAUGAAUUAUUUCCUUAUUUUUCCGGACUCAGGCAUCCAGAUCACAAGUUUGAAUGGACUAGAGAACAAUUUCAAGACUGGGGACAAAACAUUAUUAUAAGAUAUCCAGAUUAUCAUGUAACAUUCCAUGGCAUUUGUAAUGGGCCAAAAGGUACGGAGCAUUUAGGUGCUUGCACUCAAAUGGCUGUUUUUCAUCGUAAUGAAAGGAACGAGAACGGUUCAGAAUCGUUAGGUAUUGAUAAUUUAUUUAAGCUCGUAACGUCGCAUAAUUUUCCAUUUAAAAUUGACAAUCGUUCGGACGAACAGAAGAUUUUGGACGAAGUUAUCUAUCAUCUUAACGAAUCUGUAUCUUUUGAUAAUAUGCGAGGAGAAAUGUCGCUUAAAUCUUUAGUAUCGUUAUUGAGUAAAUUUAAUGUUACUAUUGAAUCAUUGAGAACAAUUUUGGAAGAAGCAGGAUGGACCAUAAUUGAUUACAAAGAAGGUCCUGCUACAUUUAUUCCAAAGCAAACAAGUACCGUAGAAGGUAGCUGUUUAGAUGGCAUUACAAUGUUUGAAGAUUCAGAUGUAUCUUUGGAUUAUUACGAUGGAUAUACAAAUACGGUGGAAUCAAUUGAAGCUUGGCAUUCUGAUAAUUGGGACGAAGAACCGAGUGUUAUUAUACCUGAAAAUAAUUCUAUCGUACAAUAUAACAAUACUUAUCUGUUUGAUGGUGAACAUGUGUCACCAAAUAUUAAUGAUCUUUCUGACAACGUUCAUGAGUCUUCCGUUGAUUCAAUUCCAAGUAAUCCCAUUUUACAAGAUGAUGCUGAUGAUGCUGAUGAUGCUGAUGAUGCUGAUGAUGCUGAUGAUGCCGAUGCUGAUGAUGAUGAUGAUGAUGAUGAUGAUGAUGAUGAUGAUGUAUCAUCACUUGGAAUUAAUUUUUAUAUGUUAUCUGAUGGUGAUACAGCCAGUAAUUCAAACGUAAACAAUGACAAUAAUAGAUUUAUAGGGUCUAACGAAAGGUUAAAUAGAACAUUAGAUUUUUACCAUUCUACAACGGUAUUAUCCUCUUCGAUGUCGCCUCAACCGCUGUUGAUUCAUUUGGAUCAAUUGAACAGUUCCUAUCACGAUGAUACAGUUGUAGACGUGCCAUAUUCAUCGUUUUUGAAUAACACUUUUCAUUCGUCAGACACAUUGAGAGAUGAAUUUGUUAAUUUGGAAGAAGCAAGUAAUGGAAAAUUUGAGCAAGUAAAUAGAGAGGAAAAACAGAUUUAUUAUGAAGAUCAUUUUGUUCUAGAGGAUUGUCAAUCUGCAUCAACAACGAAUCAGCCGCAACACACAAGUUCACCACGAGUUCUUGGAAAAACUAAAGAACCAAAUUCUAAUCGGAAAUCAUUGAGGCCUGAAAAUAUAAGCAACGGCGAUAUAUCAAAAACUUUACUAUUGGCCGAUAAAAAACCGUUGUCGCCUUCUAAUGGCGUAGUAAGUAUUAGUCAAAUUUCUCUAAAGGAUUUUAAUGAUACUAACGUAUCGACUACAUCGAGUCUAUCCAGAAUCGACAGUUAUAAUGCAAUAACAAAAAGUGAUACAAUCGAAAAGAACCACAUAGUUGAAAAAGAAGUUGCAAUAUUGCCAAGAGAGGAUCAUGUGGAAAAUAUGUCUUUGGAUAAAAUCAAAUGUCUUUAUCUCCCGUGUGCCAAAGAAGAUAGUGAUAUUAUAUUACAAUCUAAGGGAACAGAAAAUUUAAAUGAUGAUAUUCAGUCUGAAACAUGUUUAAUAAAGGCCGUUGCCGGAUGUAAGGAUUAUUCAAAAAAUUUCAAUCAAAUUUGUAUAAUAUCUCCAGGUAACAUUGUAGAAGUAAAGCCUCAUAAUUCUCCGGAGCCCAUAGAGACUCCUCCAAAUAGUUGGUCACCAGAAAUUAUAGAUUCUGGCUAUCCAAAUUCUGUAUCAGCACCGGAUAUGACACCGGAAUAUGAUCUACCUAGUAUAGCGCAUGAUAGGAUCGCACCCGAUUCAGAAUCCCCAAGUGUAGCGGAAGCGCCGCGGUUUGAAAAUUUAGAACCAGUGGUAAUAGAAAAUGGUGAUCUUGCAAAUAAUAAUAGGGAUGACGAAGGUAACAAUAUGAUAGCUGUUGCCGAUAACGAUAUCGAAAAUCUUCAACCGUUGAUUAAUGUUUUGGAAAACGAUCUUGAAAAUGAAAAUGACAUUUAUGUCGUUGAAAAUGGUUUUCCCAUAUGGCUAUUGAGAAUAUUAGAAAUGGCUAAUCCAAUAGAUGUUGUUGAUGGACAACAUAUUUUAAGGGAUCGCAGAGAAUUGAUGCCCUUUGAUCUUAUAGAAGACGACCAAGAAUAUUUGGGCAUAGAUCACGAUGAAGGCUUUGAUAGUAAUUCCUCCGUAGAAGAUAGCGAGCAAAAUAAUGACGAAAUAUCAAGUAAUUUUACGGAAGGAAAUCAUAUUGAUAAUAAUAACGAACUAUGCUGACAGUGAUGAAUGGCUAAUAAGAAAUACGUGAUGCUAUCGAGGAAAAAAAUCCUGACAUAUCAUCGUUCAUUGCUGCCUAUACAAUUUAUCGAAUUUGAGCUAUAAAAUUAAGGGUAUUAAUAAUUUUCUUACAUUUUUAUAUUUCAUUGAUUUUUUUUUUUUUUUUUUUUUCUUUUUCUAUACAAAUAUUAUUGUAACAUAUCCAAUGAAAUAUGAAAUAUACUUUUUGAUUUUAUACGCGAUGAAAUCCGGUUUUGAAGCGGUCCACAUAAAUAUCAUUGAAAUUAUAAAUGAUAUAACUAAAUGUUUCAUAUAAAAGUUUAACGACGCGUGCGGAGUAUAAUUUGUAACACACACUUAAUCAUCUCUAUCGUUAUGGUGGUGUAGAUUGCAUGCUGCCUUCCUUGACACUUUUCAACUAUUAUCUGAAACAUUUUGAAUUGUAUCUCUUAUAUAAUAAUUUCAAUAAUACUUUGAUGAAGUGAUCCUUAAAUUGGAUAUCCUAUAAUAUUUUUUAUGAUAAGAUUUAAUGUUAAUACAUAUUAUUCUGUGUUAUUAUCAGUUAUUAGUUCAUCACUAAUAAUCUGUAGAUUAAUACUUUUUACUUUUGUAUUUCUGAACAAAAAUUAUGAUUCAUCUAUAUGAACGGAGGAGGGAGUUAUCAUCAUUGAGCCAUGAAUUAUCUGGUUUUUUUUUUUUCGUUAUUUUCUUUUUUUUCUUUUUUUCCUAUCAAGCAAAAGUAUUAAAAAAUACCAAAGUUUGCACAAAUAUAUUUUUUUAUGAUAUACGAUUUUUCUUUCAUUAUUUUAAAAUUUAUUAUAUAUAAUACUGAUUAAGCAAGUUUAUUUUCAGGAAUAAUUAUUAUUUCUUUUUUUUUUUUUUUUCCCCCCCAGUAUUAAUAUGAUAAGAGUAGUUUGGGACAGUGUUCAUUAGUAUAUUUUUAAAAGAAUUAAUAUUAUAUUUGUUUUAUACUUACACAUAUGCUAAAUCCAUAAUUAGUUUAAUGGAAAAAUACUCUGUAUGAGACUGAGACUACAUAUCUUUUUAAUUUCAUUAUUGUGUGUAUCAUUUAAUUUCAUUAUUAUCUUUGACAAAUAAACAAUGUAACAAUUCUGUAUAAAUA